ACAUAGAGGUGUUAUUAUUAAGGAUGGGGAAAGCACAGCCACUCAACAUUCGCAAUCCAUUCCCUCUCUACUCACACACAACCUACGGCCCAACCAGCGCGCCAUCAGCGCGGCUGGUUGAACCCGUUGUAGUACUUACAUGAUCACUUUCACAACACUCGCAGUCGCACACACCAGAGCACUCAGCGGCCUCGGGGUCUCGACCGACGGGCCGAGAUAACUCGAAGACUGCUGACCGAAGAGCUGCCGCAGACUGACGAAGACUGAAGACCGAAGAAGACUGCAAACUCCCUGCUGGAGGCUCCGACUGGAGACUCCCACUGGAGAUUGGAGACCAUGGAGCCGAAGAACUGAACUCGAACCGCCGAGCACACGCUUUAUAUACGGCGGCGCCACGGCCAGCCUCGCCCCCUCCCCAGUUCGCCGUCGGGAGGAGGCCCACGUGACACCACCGUCGAGCUGAGCUGGUCCAGGGCGGGGUCGCCUCAGGCCCUCGGCACCCCCGCCCCGUACGUCCCCACCCCGGGCGCUCCUCGUCGGCCGUGACUCGCCCCACCGCGCGGGCUGGCUGCACCGCUGCCCCGGGCGCCGUCGCCGGGCUGCCGUGCCCUUGGUCCACUUUGCCAUGGUCGGCUGGUCCAGAGUCAGCCCUGGCGAGGUGCGCCUGGGCCGCCUCGGGCGUCGCUGUCAGGCCGACGGGACCUUGGCCGAGCAUUCCGAGUGCUGGCGGCCCGGCUGCUCGGUGUGGCGAUGUGAGAGAGGCCGGCGUGUGCCUAGUUUUCCACACUACAAUCAAAAGUCGUAAGAGCCACAAGCUAAACAAGUUCACUUUGCACUUAUCUUAACAUGUUUAUUUUUGUAACCAGCAUAUUGUUUCUUCCCACAGACUGCUCCUUCAGCACUUAAAUCCCUUGCUUAAAUCCCCCUUCCGAUCCGCCUGGAGAAUCUUGGCCUGGAGGCGCCUCUGCGACCUGACCCGUGCGCCGGCGGUGACCGAGGUCAGCGCUCAGUCGGCCGCCGCCCGCCGUCCCGCCUCCGCGGCCACCCCAGCUGCCAGCGCCCGGAGGUGCACUACGUUUGGCGGGUGCGUAUUUUAGCCACUCACAAUCACAACCCUUAGCACGGUUUUAAAUGGGUGACACAUAGCUGAUUUUAUUGGAGUAGCGCGUGUAUCGGUGUUGUGUGGCUCCGCUGAUGGAGCGGGAGGACGAAGAGAGGCAAACUGCGGAGGAGGCGGCGGAGGAGCUGCGGGUGCACAUGGAGCGCGUGGCCUCGUGGAUAACCGAUCUGGGACAGACGGGCUCUGAGGAGAUGCUGACCAGCGCCGGCGCCGUCUCCGCUAACGGAGCCACCGUGCUCGCCGGCGCGGUGCCCGCCAACGGCGCCGCCGUGCUCACCGACAACAACAACGACGCCAAAAAGGUGAAGCUGGAUAACAAGCCUAGCCGUGUGGUGCACAUCCGAAAUAUACCGAACGAGGUCAGCGAAACCGAGGUCAUCCACCUGGGAAUCCCCUUCGGCAAGGUCACCAACGUGCUCGUCCUCAAGGGCAAGAACCAGGCCUUUCUGGAGAUGGCCGACGAGGUGGUAGCCACCCAGAUGGUGGCCUACUUCGCCAACGGCACCGCCCAGCUGCGCGGCCGCUCCGUCUACGUCCAGUUCUCCAACCACAAGGAGCUCAAGACGGACCAGACGCACUCGAACGCGAACGCCUCGGCUCAGGCCGCGCUGCAGGCGGCGCAGGCGCUGUCCGGCGGCGACACUCAGGGCGGCCCCAACACGGUGCUCAGGAUCAUCAUCGAGCACAUGGUCUACCCGGUCACCCUGGACGUGCUCCAGCAGAUCUUCUCGCGGGUCGGCAAGGUGCUGAAGAUCGUCACGUUCACCAAGAACAACUCGUUCCAGGCGCUGAUCCAGUACCCGGACGUGGUGACCGCGCAGGCGGCCAAACUGCAACUGGAUGGCCAAAAUAUCUACAACUCGUGCUGCACUCUGCGCAUCGAAUACUCCAAGCUGCCCAGCCUGAACGUCAAGUACAACAACGACAAGUCCCGCGACUACACCAACCCCAGCCUGCCCACAGGUGACCCCACGCUCGAUUCGUCCGCCUUUAUCCUGGGAGGCGGCACUCCGGGCAUGCUGUCUCCGUUCGGCCUGCACGGCCUGGCGCCGGGCCUGGCCGGGGGGUUCCCUGCCGGCAUGGGAGAGGCCGCCAGUGCUGCCGCCGGCGCCGGCCGUUCAGUUCCGUUCGCCGGUAUGGUCCCCGGCGGUCUGCCGGGCGCCUCGAUGGGCAUGACGGGCCGGCUGCCCGGGCACCCCAUGACCGGCGCCGUGCUGCUCGUCUCCAACCUGGACGAGGAGAUGGCCUCUCCUGAAGCUCUCUUCACUCUUUUCGGCGUCUACGGCGACGUACAGCGGGUGAAGAUCCUCUUCAACAAGAAGGAUAACGCCCUGGUACAAAUGCUCGAGCCGCACCAGGCCAGUGUGGCGCUCAGUCACCUGGACAAGGUGAAGGUGUGGGGCCGCCAGAUCCGGGUGAUGCCCAGCAAACACCAGACCGUCCAGAUGCCCAAGGACGGCCAGCCGGACGCCGGCCUCACCAAGGACUUCACCAACUCGUCGCUGCACCGCUUCAAGAAGCCGGGCAGCAAGAACUACCAGAACAUCUACCCGCCGUCGGCGACGCUGCACCUCUCCAACGUCCCGCCGCACGUCACCGAACAGGACAUCCGGCAGGCCUUCGAGGUGGCCGGCUUCGACGUCAAGGCCUUCAAAUUCUUCCCGAAGCGUGACGGCGCGGAGGCGGAGGCGGGCCAGCAGCGGCGCGACCACCGGAUGGCGCUCAUUCAGCUGGGCUCCGUCGACGAGGCCGUCAUGGCACUCAUUAAAAUGCAUAAUUACCAACUGAGCGACGCCAACCACCUGCGGGUCUCGUUCUCCAAGUCGACCAUCUAAGAGGCCCGGCGAGAGCGCGCAGCGGAGGAGGGCACGGCACGGCGCCUGGUGCCGGCCGGCCGACCCGGACUCGACCCACAGCCGACCCGGAUUGACCCACAGCCUACCGAACAAACGGCCGCCGGAGCGGCGCGUGACGUCACUGGAUCAGGCAGCAGCCCGCCCGGCCACCGGAGAGCCUAUUUUUGCAUUUGCUUGCGUACGGCUAGUGGCUGAGGUCGGAGGGAGAGAUUAGUCAGAGCUGGGUAAACUAGACAUACUUGGAGACGGUAAAGUAGUAAUGUACGAUGUACAGAGGCGCGUCGAGCGGCGGGGGACGUUACGCAGCAGAGUCGUUACACAGGCCCCACAUGUUGUAGCAUUCCGGUACAACGGCGACCGAAAUUCAUGGAAAACCGCGCUGCGCCGCCGGUAUUUAUUCGCGCGUCCCUCUGAGGAGGCCAGUGGCGGGCCGGCCGGUCGGCCGAGCAGCCCAGCGCCGCCGCCGACUGAGACCCCUCCAGGGACACAGGCAGUGGUCCGACAGCCACAGGCAGGGCCGGGUGGCUGGUUGGCCGCGGGCGGAGCCCAGAGACGCCCGAACGCCGCAGGCAGGGCCCGCGGGCGGCAGGACGGCCGGACUCAGGCCAGAGUACCGCAGCCGCGCGGUCCGGGGCCCAGGUGAACCCGCCACUGAGGCGGCCGCACGCGACGGGGAGAGCGAGAGAGAACUCCAGGGAACAAAGCAGGAGGUGGGAGCGUGGUCGACGCAUCGCUCCGGUCAGCAGUAUUGUGACAGCUUUAAAGCCCGUCUGUCAAAUUAAUAUGGGCUGUGACAAUCCUCCUUUCUAAAGCCGACACAGCAGCACAAAUCUAGGCCCGUGCGCGGCGGCCGGUCGGCCCAGCCAGUCGGUCGGCCGGCCGCCCGAUGGCGCCAGCGCCAGCGCCGCAGAGGCACGCUAACAUAUCAGCCAGACGUGACUAUUUUUGUACCAUCUCGGUGCCUUUUGAGGCUAGACGAGUGCGGUAGUGCGGUUCCGGCUUUGUUUGAAGUUCCCUGUUUCUCUCUCUGGUCGAUGGACCGAUAUAUCGAAGGCGACUGUCUCCCCAGCGUUUGGUCAUGCUCGCUCCGUGUCUUCGGAUUUUGUUUAACGUAGUGUAUGUCUAGUUGAUGGUGGCUCGAAAAUUGGUGUUUUCGGCUCUUCAUAUUGCAUUUUUAUUGCAUUGUAUGUGUAGGUAGUUGUUGGGGCGAGGACCGAUUUGUCAGGUCACAUGGCGCGACGCAGGUCAGGUCAGGUCAGGCCGCUGGCCACUCGCCGCCCUGGCGCGUCGUUUAUGAUUGGUGUUUAUACCGGUCCGCGGGGAGCGGCGGAGUGUCGGCCGGGCGGCCCGUGUCGCGCGCGCGGCGCCCGGCCGGCGGCGGCGGCACCGCCCCAUCCCCAGUCCGUCGGGCGGCUACCCAUGGUUGGAUCACUCAAUGUUGUUAAAUAACGUGCCUUUGGCCGCAAAAAAAAGUUCCCUUAUCCGGUGCGGGUCGGUAGGACCGCCCGCCGCCGCCGCCGCCGCCGCCAGUCCGCCAGCCGACCCGCUCGCUGUUGACCGCACCAUGUUUUAAUCAUUGAAACCAUUUUUGUAAUAAAAUGACAAAAAUUGUUGCCAUGAACGUUUGUCUCGAGGCGAGGUGCGUCUCGCUUCCCGCGCCUGUCUAGCUGGGCUGCGCCGGUCCCUCUCUUGGACGCCUCAGCUGCUGCUCCGCUCUGCCGCUUGUCUCGGUCUCUCCGACUCUCUCGUAGCUCUCGCGCGCGUCUCGCUGCUCUACACCUCUCGGCUGGCGCUGCGACAGCCCUCCGCUCUCUGCCCGUACAUCUGGGCAACUUUAUCUCUAUCCGUCUGUCCGUCUGUCUGUCUGUCUGUCGUUUCGUCUGUCUCUCUGUCUUGUCCGGCCGUAUCGGUGGUCGCGGGUGCCGCGCGCCGAACAGGACAAUAUGUGCGAUUCCAUUAUAAAGAUCUUGGACGUUC
This is a messenger RNA of Amphibalanus amphitrite, 4953 nucleotides long. Its product is annotated as polypyrimidine tract-binding protein 2-like. NCBI's taxonomy places the organism in Eukaryota, Metazoa, Arthropoda, Thecostraca, Balanomorpha, Balanidae. The transcript has 15 exons. The record is from RefSeq and is a predicted model, not a curated record. The coding region runs from base 1195 to 2955 and encodes 586 amino acids. Gene Ontology annotation, molecular function: mRNA binding. Gene Ontology annotation, biological process: regulation of RNA splicing; mRNA processing. Gene Ontology annotation, cellular component: nucleus.